Trichomonas vaginalis G3 is the source of this 16446-nucleotide messenger RNA. RefSeq names its product cytoskeletal anchoring. Bases 1 to 16446 code for a protein of 5481 amino acids. The record is from RefSeq and is a predicted model, not a curated record. The transcript has a single exon. Gene Ontology annotation, cellular component: cytoskeleton. Lineage: Eukaryota; Parabasalia; Trichomonadida; Trichomonadidae.
AUGUCAGUGAUUCGUAUAUACACGAGUGCUGGCUUAGAUGAUCCUAAUCCAAAGUACAGCACAUAUAGUGCUCAGUACACGGGGGAUCAAUUUUUGCAAUUAGCAUGUUUCAACCAUGGUAUUCAAUAUAACAACACAUAUGUCGUUAGGUACAUGUCACGCUACGGUUAUGAAGCCAUUUUGAAUCCUCAAGAUACAUUGGAGCAACAGGGGCUCGUUGACGAUAUGCAUCUUUUUAUUACAUGGGCUUCAGAAACACGUCCACUUCCAAACUACCAACAACAGGUAGUUCCACAAGUCGAUUAUGCAUCACAACAAAUGAAUGUUCCAAAUCUCGGCAUUCCAACAUUACCAACAGGAAAUAACUAUCAACAACAAUCUUCUUAUUUCAACUUUGAACUUCCACAAUUUGAAUCCGGUAUUUUGCCACAAGGUGUUCCACAAUACGAAGAAAUGCCAGCUUAUGAUCCAAGUCAGGUUCCGGAAGCGGAAACGGAACUUGAUGUCAGAAUCAGAAACGUUGAGUCAUUUGAUACUUCUGUAUUCGAAACACAGACACAGCUCGGCCUUCACGAAAACGAUUCCGAAACAAUUCAGGCCUAUACAUACAACGGAUUCCAAGAAAACUCUUUGAUGCCAGUUACAUACUGCAAAUCAUACACAUUCCAGCAGGUUGUCUCUGCUGCCACAGAAUCUCUCGGUUUGAAGUACGAAGAUUACUCUAUUUUGCUUUGUUUCUCUGAUGAUGAUAUGCGUUGGUUCGAUCACAACAAAUACCUUGAAGACUAUUCCGUCUUCUCUGGUAUGAAGUUCUGCAUCUUCCCAAGUGAAUUCCAGAUCAAGGUUGAAUCCACAGCUUUCAAUACGAAUCAAUACAUCAUUUCCAUCACAGAUACAGUCGAGGCAAUCGUUAAGAAGAUCGCUCAGGUCGAAAACAUCGAGAACCCAUCCGACUUUACUCUCUUCAAGGAAGAAACAAAGACAAAAGAUGGCAAGACCAAGAAAUCCUUGGUGCCACUUUCAUUAUUCCAAGAUCUUCCACACCAGUGCGCUGAAUUCAAGUCCCUUGUCUUCAAGCGCCGCUUCUUCAUCUUCUCAGCUGCAGAUCUUGUUUCUCAAUCCUCAAUUUUAAUUGCUUUCGAUGAUGCUUUCGACGAAAUCAGAUCCAACAAGAGAAUCUACAUCCAACCAGAUGUCGCUGUUGAGUUGACUGCUUACGCUUACGUUGUCGACCAUCCAGACGUCCAAUUAGACGACGCCAACCCACCAGAGACAAAGAAGCACAGACCAUACGCCUACAAGAGCGACAAGUCCUUCAACAAACAAGUCAACGACUUCCUCAAGAAGAACCACAUUCCAGAUGCCAACAACGCCGCUCGUUUAUUCAUUCGUCUUGCACGUACACAACCAGGCUUUGGUGUUAUCAGAUUCUCCUGCUUCUACGAAAUCGAAAAAGUCGAAAACGAAUGCCAAACAAUUAUUUCUCCACACGAUUUCUUGAUCUACCACGAACAGCAGAACAAGACAUACGUACGCAUUCCAUACCACUCGAUUGUCAACACAACUCUCGAAGAAGAUGUUGUCACAGUCAACUAUUCUCUCCAGAGAAACGUCGGAAACGUUUCCAUCCGUUCCAAACACGCUGAUGAAAUCCACGAUGUCAUCAACUCCUUCCACUCCAUCCAGCGCAACCUCCUUCUCGAGCGUGCAAGGCUUCGUCUCGAAGGUAAGUGGCGUGGCCCAGUUUCCGAGAUGGAUCGUCUCAAGCUCGAUACAUACAACGGCAUUUCCGAUAAGGAACCAGUUCCAAUCGAGUACGAUAAGUCCUUCACAGGCAAGAUGGUUCUCCAGCUCGCCAUGAAGGAGCUUCGUCUUCCAGUUGAGAAGAUCGAUGACUACGGCGUUCUCUGCACAAUUCACACACAGAGAAAGUGGCUGAACUCCGAUGUCACUGUUGGCCAACUUGGUAUUUUCGAAGGCUCCAAGUUAUACAUCCUUACAAACAAGGCCAAGAUCUCAAUCAAGUUCGGUGACACAGAUGAAAAGUUAUUCCUUGAUUUGACAGCACCUUGCAAGGAUGUUGUCACAGACAUCUUCAAACAAAUCAAGCAACCUUAUGUACACGGUUACGCUUUAUUCGUUCACAAGAACAAUGAAAUGGAACCACUCGAUUACAAGUAUCCAAUUCCAGAACAGACAUUACACUUCUCAACAUUGUAUCUUCGCCGUCGUUUCUUCAUGCUUUCUAAGGAUGACUUUGCUUCUGCACAGCUUUCCAAGAUCGGUUACAACGAUUCCCGCGAAUACUUCUUACACGCAAAGUGCGAGGCAACAGAUAAGGAACUCAUGGAGUUGACAGCACUUUCUCUUUUGAUCGAAGGCAAGGAUGAUGCUUGCGUUCAGGCCAAGGAUUUCGCUCUUGAAAAGUGGCUUCCAACAACAUUCAAGUGCAAGUCAGAUUUCAAGAAGAACUUCGUCAAGUACUUCCCAACAUAUCCACGUAAGGACAAGGAAAUCAACUACAUCAGAGCUUACCUCAAGAUCCUCAGAGAUGUCCCAUUCUUCGGUGCAGAAUGCCAGGACGUCAAGUACAGAAUUAUCGACACAAAGUUGAAGAAGAAAGGAAAGUUCCUUGAUGGUGAAUUCCGUUACUGCCCACUUCUUGUUUACCUCAUGGAUUCAAGCGGAAAGCAGGUAUACAAGAUCCCAUGGACACUCGUUAUCAGAACAAAGAUCAUGAAGGAAGUUAUCCACUUCACAUUCUGCGAUGCAACACACCAUACAAACAAGGACUCUGUCGUUACACUCGAAAUCAGAACAAACGAUAUGCAGAGAUUCCAGACAAUGGUCGAUGGUUCACUCAACAUCUACCAGCAGAUGCUCAAGGAGCGUCAGCGCGAACUCGCUAGGCAGCGUGCGGAAACUGCCCAGAAGCUCGCCGGUGGCUGGACAGAUCAGUACGGUGUCAUCCAUGGCCCAAUGAUUGAUCUCAUGAUUUCCCAGGAUCUCGCAGUUUACAAGAAGUCCAAGACUACAUUCUGGAUCGAUCUCUCUGCAAACGGAGAAGAACUUGUCGGCCAAAUGUCCAAGUACUUCCAGAUCGAGCAGAAGCCAACACAGGUCUACUCAGUCGUUAUCAUUUCACCUGAUGGCAGCUUCUCAUGGCUCGGCCCGAAGGAGACAUUACUCGAUGUCAACCCAACACGUAAGUCUCACCUCGUUAUCCUCAACACAACACCACUCAUGAAGAUCACAUCUGCAUCAAACAUUUCCAAGACAAUCAAGCUCGAUAUCACACAGCCACUUAAGGGCUUGCUCAAGCAGAUCGCCGCCAAGUACGGUAUCUCCAACUUCCUUGGUUACACACUCUUCACACCAAAUACAGAACGUCCUGAAGAGAAGUUACCACUCGAACUUAUCAAGUCUAUCCCAGAACAAACAUACAACUUCGAUGAUAUCGUCUUCAAGCGUCGUUUCUACAUGAUUUCUCGUGCAGACUUCCUCGAUAACCGUGCUCUUUGGCAGACAUACUCCGAUAUCGUCGAACUCGUUCUUUCUGGCUCAAUGGACCUCACAAACGAGCAAGUCGCAGAACUCGCUUACUACCAGCUUAUCGCUGAGAAGAACGAAAAGCUCGAGGCAAAGAACGUCCCAGAAGACCUCAACAAGUACGUUCCAAAGGGAAUGAAGCUUGCCAGAUCAAUGGGCAAGGAUAUCAAAGGAUUCUGCAAGACAAUGCCAAUCGAAGAUCCAAACGAUGCCCGUCGUAAGUACAUCGCUCUUGCUCGUUCAAUCGAAACAUUCGGUUCCGAAAUUUACCAAGUCCAGUACUACGACACAGUCAAGGGCAAAACAGUUCUCAAGGACUGCUUACUCUAUGUCACACCAUACAAGAUCUACACAUGCGAUCUCCAGAAGAAGGAGAAGUACAUGUGCUUCGAGUACUGCAACCUCCUCGACGUCAACCAGGUCGAAGACAUGCUCUCACUCGCACACUGCACAAACAAUGGAGAGCGUCUUUACGACCUCUUCAAGUCACCACAGGCUGCCCUCAUCAAGCAGAUCAUCACAUCAUACAUCCACAUCGGUAUGGAAAUUCUCAACAACGCGAUCGCCGAAGGUCUCGAUGUUGAAGAAGUCGCAACAUGCUACAGAAUCACAGUUCUCGCUAACUACGUCUUGGCCGAUAACAGAAACGUUCAGCAGUCAAUUGCUCUCGAUUCUCGUCUCAACGGCAAGCAGGUUUCCCAGAGAGUUACAAAGCUCAUGGGUCUCCAUCCACGUGGCGAGUACGCAUGCAUGUUGAACUUCACAAAGCAAGAUCACAAGUGGGUCCUCGAUUCAGAGCUCAUCGGUAACUUGCGUCCAUACGAGAACAUCCCCAUGUCUGUCUACAACAGAUACAUGAAGAUCAAGAUCUCCAUGGAUGGUGUCAACUACACAUACCCAGCUAUCGAUGUUACAAAGCCAAUCAAGGAUCUCAUCCCACGUCUUGCAGCCCACUUCGACAUCGAAAUGCCAAUCGGCUACACAAUCUUCAAGGCAGAUACAAACAAGCCAUUGGAUCUCAGAUACACAGUCCCAGAGCAGGAAUCAAUCUUCGAUUCCUUCAUCUUCCGCCGUUACUACUACAUGAACUCCAAGUACGAUAUGCAGAACGAUUUCGUCGUUAUCAAGAUGGCAGAAGACUUCAAGGCAGCUGCACUUUCCGGCCAAGGCAUUCUCAACGAGUCAGAGAUGCUCGAACUUGCUGUCUACGAUAUCUUCAUGCACGCUGAUAACCCAGAUCUCGUCAAGAAGAUGGAGUUCACAACACUCGAUGGCUUCUUACCAGUUGGUAUGAUUUCCAAGCCACAGUACAUCGCCAAGCUCAACAACUUGCUCGCCACAACACCAGCUAUGACAGCAGGUAACGCUGCUCGUACAUACAUCAUCCAGGUCCAGAAGUUGAACGGCUUCGACCGCCAGACAUACAAUGCCAAGCUUGCCGAUCCAAAGGGUGAUCUUCCAGUCCACCUUUCCAUUUCUUCCACACAGCUCAAGGUUAACUUCGACACUGCUUCCCGUGAGACAAUCUCUGUUUCAAUGAAGCACGUUCUCAAUGUCCAGGCCAUCCAGGACGAAUUGUACGUCAGAAUUGAAUCCGACGAAGGCGAAUCAACUGUUUUACAAUUCCACACACCAGAUGCCUGCCCAAUCGAGAACAAGAUCAUCCAGCUCAUCAAGGUCGUUAUCCCAGAACUCAAGAUUCGCGAAUCAAUCGCAAAGGUUUCAUACUACAACACCAAGGAAAUUCCAGUCGAACAGGGCGAAAUUCCACUCAUCUUCGCUGGAAGAUUCAACGAAAGAAGACCACGUGUCAUCAGAAUUAACCCGAACAGAACAGCCGCACAAGUUUGCGAUGUUCUCCAGAAGCACUUCUUUGUCAAGGAUCUCGGCUACAAGAUCGGUUACUUCUCUGCUGACUUCUCCUUCCGCUUCCUUGAAGACGACGUCGCUGUAAGAAACGUCAUUACUCGCCCAGAUAUCGUUCUCUACUACAUGAAGCCACAGACAGAGUCCUACAUCGAGUCUGCCCAGAACUUCAUCACAAAGCACAAGAUCCACGUCUCAGAUCCAAUCAACACAAUCUGCCAGACAAUCCUUUCACAGCUUGGCCUUGGUGUCGAAGAUGGCUACACAUUGUACACACCAGACUUCACACCACUCGAUUUGCAGUUCUCUCUUCCAUACCAGACAGACAUGAUCUGGGAUAUGUACCUCCGCAGAAGAUUCUACGUCUUCACACACCAGUUCUUCGAAAAUCCACUCAACAUCACUUCUCUCUACGAAGACUGCAAGCUCGCAAUCAUGUCCGGUGCUAUCCCAACAUCAGAAGAUCUCGCUGCUUACCUCGGUAUCUAUUCCGUCUACGCACAGAUCCCGAACGUUUCCGAUUUCAACCCAUACUUGGAGAAAUUCGGAGCUUCUUCGAUCUUACCAGUCCAGUUCCAGAACUCAGAAGUUGCCCAGAAGAAGGUCGACACAAUUUCCCACUCCAUUGUUCCAGUCAACAAUCCAGAUGCUCAGGCUAAGUACAUCGCAGAAGUUUGCCAACUCCGCGGUUUCGGUGCUGAGUACCACGACAUCGAGUUCAAGAACGCAUUCAAGGACUGGAGACCAGGUGUUCUUGCUCUUUCUCCAUUCGCAAUGACAAUCGAGUCUGGUGGAAAGGUCUUUGACUCAAUCGACUACGUCAAGAUCAUCCAGUACUACCCAGACGAGGAAGGAAACAUGGUCAUCAGAUACUACAACGACAACAACUUCAUUAACUUCGUCAUGAUCCGCUCUCCACGUGUCAACCAGGUCUUCACAUACAUCAACACAUUGUCUCACUUCAUGAACGAGUACGGACAUCUCCUUACAAUCGAUGAAAUCCGUGCAAUCCUUCUCAAGCUCCAGAACAACCCAGGCGCUGGUGUCGAAAACUACGGCUUUACAGAAGACUUCAAGCCAAGCAUGUUCAACUUGGAUGUUACAGAUCAAGGCCUCAACAUCGACAACCUUUCCAUCGACGAUCUCAAUCUCAACUUCCUCGAGAACAACGCAGAUUACUCAACAUACAACGUUGAUUCAAAUCAACCAGCUAAUGUUGAAUUCGAUCUUGUUGAUGCUCCAGCAACCAUCAUGAACUUGUACGUCGAUCCAUCACAGUUCUGGAUUGCUUCUCCACAGGGACACUCUGUUUCCCGCUCCAAGAAGGCUAUUGAGGCCAUCGAGAAGAACUUGAAGGGGCUCAUCGACGACUUCAACAAGUUGACACCAACAGAGUUCAACGCAAGGCUCAACGCUAUCGAUGAUAUGCUCGCUCUCAUCAACCCAGAUGACUUGAGUGAGGAAUUCAGAAACGAAUACCUCAAGCUCAAGGAAGCAAUCAAGCAGUUGAGAGAUCUCGGCAGAAUGAUCGAACAGUCCGAUCAGGAACUCUACAGAUACAAGGACCAGAUCCAGGACCUCAUCAACCAGGCUCUUGCAUCAAUGCCAACUCUCAAGUCACAGAUCGACAAGAAGAUUGUCGAACUCGCAAAGACAUCCAACAAGAACCUCACACCAGUCUCAAGAGCUCUCAUCGCACUCACAGAGCAACAGGACAACCUCACACUCGCUCUCAUCAACGAUCUCGAGAAGCUCAAGGGCUUAGGAUUCGAUACACGUGCUCUCAUCCGCAACUUGGAGAACUCUGCAGACGCUUUGACACGUCUUGCAGCUAACUUCACCGAUUCAACAGAUCCACGUGUUCUCGAUCAGCUUGUCAUUCCACAGCUCGAGCAGAUGGACGCCCUCAUCAAGUCAAUCGCUGACUUAGUCCUCACGGCCAACCUUUCUGAUAAGGACCUCGACGCCCUCAUCAGAGAUCUCACUGGCGGCACAACAUCCAUCAGCUCCUCCCUCGCUUCAUUCUCCAACGCUUCCAAGGCUGCACAGGGCGACCUCAACAAGACAUUGUUGAACAACAGAAAGGCCGCCAACGCUGCCAUGCUCACACUCAUCAAGGCAAAGAAGGAAAUCGAUGCCCAGAUGAAGAUGUUGCCAGCAGACAUGCAGAAGGAGGCUAAGGAACUCUCCGAUCUCCUCGCAAGAGCUGCAAUCGAACUCGCCCUCAAUCCAAACAGCAUCAACGCUCCAUUGCAGGCACUCGAUAUGCUCAAGCUCCUUCUCAACAAGAUCAGAACAAAGAAGCAGCCAAAUCUCAAGAAGCUCGACAAAUCAGUUGAUGGAGUCAUCUCCGACCUCGAAGCAGCUCUUCGCGCUGUUUCAUUCGUCAACAUCAUCCCAGCUAACGUUGACAAGGUCAUCGACGACGCAAUGAUCAUGAUCAGAAGAUUCGAGGCCAUCAAUGCCGAUGAAUGGCAGGCCCGUGAUAAGCAAUCAUUCGUCACAUCCGAGAAGGCUGUUGCCGAUCUCAAGGCCGACAUCGAUGCCAUCGAAACACACAUCGCUGCUCUCAGAAAGAACAUGGUCAAUGGUCAGGCACAGAGACUCCUCCAAGUCGAUCUCCUCAAGCUCGCCAACGAACUUCCGAAGUUCCAGACAGCUGUCGAUUUGAUCUACAAGAACACAAACGAUGGAUCAUUCCCAGUUAUCAUCGAACGUCUCAUCACAGAUCUCGAUGCUACAUUAUACGACAUUCCACCGCUUGAAGAUCUCGACAGAUGCCAGCACAUCGAGAAGUACCACAACGCCAUGACAGCUGUUGCCAACAUCAUCAACCAGACCAACAGAGUCAUGGGACUUGAGGCAAUGAAGAAGAACCCAAUGACACUUGCCAAGCUCGAUGCAAUUCUUGAGAAGGUUGCCGACUUAUACACAGCCCUCGUCAAGGACCGUGCAGAACUCCACGAGCACCCAUUCGACAAGGAGGCCAUCAACCAGGCACUUAGAGACCUCGAGAAGACAGCACAGACAAUGAACUUGAUGAAGUUGCCAGCUGCUGAAGUCACAGAGAUCACAAGAAACAACGAACUCUCUGACGCAAUCACAGAGGCAGUCAAGUCCGUCGCUGCUGCAGUUUCAUCACUCAAGGACGCUCCAAUCAAGUUGUACAGACUUCCUCCAACACGAGACCAGAUCAACAAGCUCAACCAGGCACUCGCAGACUACAUCCAGAUGAUGAGCAACCUGAAGAAGCAGGACGCCAUCGCAAACAACAAGCAGAAUGCCGAGAAAGUCCAGAAGGAAAUCGACUACAUCAAGCAGAAGAUGGCUGAGCAGAAGCAACUCAAGCCAUACGAUACACAGCAGUUCUAUCACCUCCUCGAGAAGAUGUACAACAGAAUCGAGAGAAUGCCACAGAAACUCAAUGGUUUACCGCACGUUUCUGGCCCAUCUCCAUCAGAUAUCUCCAGAACAACACUUCCACCACUCAGAAAUCUCCUCAAGGCUGUCGUUCCAACAGCUGAACAGGCCACAAAGGACAUCAUAGCUUGCAUUGAGCCAACAGAAGCCCUCAUCAAGGCCCUUGAAGCUCUCAAGAACGACAAGGACAUCAAGAAGGACAAGAAGGCACUCGAAGACCUCGAGAGCUGGAUCAAGGCACUCAAGGCCGGCGACAACAUGCUCAAGGCAGUUCCAAAGACAGGAAACACACUCCAGUCUCUCAAGGCACUCCUUGGUCAGCUCAUCUCCUUGAACAACGAUGUCCAGAGCGUUCCAUCCAACCUCAGAAAGACAAUCGACAAGGAUGUCAUGGCCAAGUUACUCGACGUCCUCGGUCUCGCAAACGCAAAGAUCUCGCAGGCAGUCAUUUGUGUCCGCAACAUCCCGACGAAGGGAUCCGUCAACGCGGACAUCAAUCUCUUCCAGCGUCUCGACCAGGAUGCAGAGCUCGACCAGUCCAUCCCAGAAAUGGUCCAGCAGUUCAACGAUCUUUCCGGACUCAUCAAGAGCAUUUCCUCAAUACCACAGCUCGGAAACAGACCACACACAAAGCACCUCAUUGACGAAAUGGCUGCUUUACUCAACCAGCUUUCCAUCGAUGUCAACGCUGCAAAGGUCGACGAGAAGAAGCUCCUUCCAGUUCUCACAAACUCCAAGGACAGAUUACAGACAGUUGCUGGAAACUCCGAACUUGUUUCCUCAAUUGUCGGUGUUCCAAAGCUUCCUGAUAUCACAAAGAACGUUUCAUCCAACGCUCAGACAAUCGCCAGACUUCUCGAGAAGCCACACUUCAACGCUGCCACACACAAGGAGUUCACAACACUCAUCCUUCCACAGCUUAUGAAGCUCAUCGAGGCUCUCAAGGGACCAGGCUACACACAGAACGCCAACUUACCAGCUCUUGCUCCUCUCAAGGACCUUCCACCAACAUCCCAGGCAUGGUACGACGACCUCAAGACAGCCAAGCCAGGCCAGGCUCAGAGAAUCUGCGACGACAUCCACUCCAAGCUCAACAACCUCAUCGGCCUCGUCAUGGAUUAUCCAGAGUUGAAUGACCUCGCCAACGCUAUCUUCAACAUCCUCGAUACAACAGGCAAGUACACAUCCGCCUCUCAGAGUGCUGGAUUCGCCACACAACUCUAUCCAAAGACAAGAGCUGUUGCACCAGAAGUCCUCAAGCAGGCUCUCGAUGCCGUUGCAGACUUCCUUUCUGGCAACACAACAAACGUUCCUCCGAACGUUCUCGCUGCUCUCGAAGAGAACAUCGGUGCCAUCGCUGAUAAGGCAGAGAUGAUGCAGCCAUUCGUCAAGAUGGCCGCUCAGGCAAUCGCUCCACUCCUCUCAAGUGGCGAUCCACUCAUCGCUGCUCGUGCUGCACUCCUCCUCGCUCUCACAUCAGACAACCCAGAAGUCAGAGCUGCUGCACUCGAAGAAUUAUCCGUCCGCGAUUUCGUCAGAACAGCAAACGCUCUCAACAACCUCGCAACAGAAGCAGAUAUGGUUACAGGCGCAUUCAACGAGGAAAUCGAGUACAGACUCGCCUACCUCAAGUACGCAAUUGCCAUUGCAGACACCAAGCUUCUCGUCAAGUGCGGCUCCAUCUCUGCAGCUAUCAUCCUUCUUGAUCCAAUGCACAACGUACAGCAGGCUUGCAGACUCCUUCUCCAGUCCGCAGAACGCGCUGGACUCAAGGACUUCGACAACCUCGGAGGUGCAAACAAGGAGUACGAACAGUGGUUGUACGAGUCAGAUCUCGCCCUCUCCAACAUGUUCAACGGCCAGAUCGAUUCCCUCCUCGUCAACCUCGAAACAGCUCUCAGCGACGACCAGAAGAACUUGCUUCCAAAGACAGUCAACAAGUUCAUCCGCGAGAUGGUUCCACCGCUCAAGCGCAAGGACCGUCUCCUCACAAUCAAGUGGAGCGACAUGGCCGACGAGUCCAACAAGUACCUCGCCUUCACAAAGAACAUCCUUCCAGCCAUCAAGUCAUCUGGUGUUGUCUCCAACGGUCGUGAAAUGGCCAUCGCCAUCUCCGAUACAAUCAACAAGAUCACACCAGCCAUCAGAAUGUGGUCCGCCAUGGCCAACAAGAUCGAUGAGCCUAAGUUCCGCAACCAGACAGAGGCAGACAUUGGCAACUACCUCUACAACGCACCACAGCUCAUCCAGGAAGCCACAGUACCACAGCAGUUAGCUCUCACAGAAGGCCGCCUCGAGACAUGCCUCCACGACGCAAUCUGGGCACACGAACUCGCCAAGUUUGAGCCAAAGACAAAGGACAAAGUCGAGAACAUCGAGCGCCUCAUCUCAUCUCUCAAGCAGAACAUGUCCAACUCUCCAAUGGUCACGAAGCAGAUGUUGAACAUGCUCGUGGACAAGCUCAAGGAGAUGCUCAACCAGAUCAUCAAGUCCUACCCAAUCGACUUCUCCAAGCAGGUUGUCGACGAUUCAUCCCGCACAAUCGACUUCGAUCUCAUCACAGACAAGGACUGCCUUGCUGCUGCCAAGAUCAUCAAGACAGAGCUCGACAAGUCCAAGAAGGUCGCAGACUCCACAAAGCACAUCAAGCAGGAGAAGAGGAAGGACGGCGUAAAGAACAUCCCGAAGUCCGUCAUCGAUAUCCAGUCCAACCCAACUGGAGCUCCAGGCAUCGCUGCUCUUGAGAACCUCAACUCUGAGACAACACAGCAGUUCGAGUUGCAGGCACGUCUUGCAGAACUCAUGCAGCUCCUUCUCCAGCUCUACCCAGAUCUCAUCAAGUUCCUCGACAACCCACAACAGGUUGCCGCUGCUCUCAUGCAGAUGGAUGAAGGUGACAUCCAGCGCACUGCCGGCGAAAUCAACAACAUGCUCGGCCUCAUCGCAGACCCAGAGAAGUUCGACAAGUACGCCAAGAACUUGUCUCAGGAGCAGGUCUUCAACGAGCUCUUGCUCCUCAGACACAUGACAGACUCCCUCAUGAACCAGCCAGUCAAGAACUCUUACAACACAAGAGAGAUUGUCAACUGGAUCAUGAAGAACCCAUCAUCAGAGGCAGACCCAGCCAGAGCGUUCCAGAAGAUGUCCGCUGUCGAGCAGCUCCUCCAGACACUCAUGGCACUCAAGUUCUCUGCUGGCACAAACAAUCCAAAGGCGGCCAAGUUCGCUCGUACCGAAGAAGGCAUGAACGUUCUCCGCCAGAACAUCCCACAGCACGACUUGAUCCAGAUCCAGCAGGGCAUCGCCCAACAGAUGGGAUUCGCUUCUCUUCCAGAAUCUCUCAAGAUCAUCCAGUCCUCAAUGUCUCCAGAAGAAGUUCUCCUCCAGGCACGUGUCAUCAACUUAGCCAUCGACAUCCUCACAAAGAAUGCCGACAAGCUCAACCCAGAAAACAUGACACAGAACGAGGUCCUCAAGGAACUCUUCCAGCAGCAGCUCGCUCAGUCAAAGGAGAACCCGAACACAUUCGGAAACAACUACGUCGACCAGGAGCUCACAGAAGCCGCCCUCACAUACAUCGACGAUACACAGGCCAAGCUUGCAGUCUUCCGCGCUAUUUCACAGCUCGCAGGACCAAUGGCCACAGUCCCACCAAAGCCAAUCGAGAGCAACAUGAAGAAGGCCCUCGACGCCGCUACAAACCAGGUCAACAACCCAUCCAACGAGACACCGAAGUUGUCCAACCAGGAGAAGGACGCAGCACAGUACGCAUUGUCUGUUGUUUCAUCUCCAGAGUUCCUCAAGUUCGUCCCACCGCGCAAGGAGACAGUUGCUUCAUCAGACACAACAAUGAUCUCAUCAAUGACGAACGCACUCACUCCAGCCUCUGGCACAGAACUCUACCUCGCUCCAGCAUCCAGUGGCAUCAACAACUCCUUCACAAAGAACGACAUGGUCCACAACGCUCUCGUCGCUGCCACACUCUUCAACAACAUCAAGAAGGCAAUCAACGCGGCCAAGCCAAAUGUCAAGCCACAGAUGAAGGCAGAGAACAGAGCUCAGGCACUCGAAGAGCUCGAGAACUUCAAGCAGACACCACUCAAGGACUACUCAUCCAAGGUCCAGCAGCUCAAGCCAGACGAGGCAGCAGCAUUGCUCGCUCUCGUUGAAGGCUCAUUGGCAUCUCUCAACGACGCUGUCACCAAACUCAACGGCGCCGGCUACAGAGACUCCAUCUUCGACCGCGCCUGCCUUCUCGCCAUGCAGCAGAAGGGAACACCAGACCCACUCACAGCCCAGAAGAUCCAGGAGCUCCAGGCAAUCGCUGCCAAGAGAAGAAAGGAAGUCGAUCUCGCAUCAAAGAUCGGCAAACUCCUCAUCAACCGCAGCAACGUUGCAGACUGCACACCUGCUUCAACAAUGUCAAACAAUGCGAAGAAGCAAUCGGUUGACGAAGUUAUCAAGCAGAUGGAGAUGACACUUUCCGCAUUGUCAUCUCAACUCGAGCGCUUCAACGACGACGAGCUCUCCAACCAGCAGGCAGUCCUCAUCUCUGCCGGUCUCCUCCAGCACGAAGUCUCCGUCGACAACAUCGCAGACCUCGCCAAGCUCGCUGUUGAACAGCCACUCCAGAGAGGAUCCACAUCCAGAGUCAUCAACUCCAUCAAGUACGAAGAACAGCAGCAGAACUUGCUCGAGAAGCUCAUCAACAUCGCAAAGAAGAUCAACGACAUCAUCAAGGAUGCCAAGGCUGGCUCAUACUCCAUCCAGGAGUACGCCCAGGCUCAGGAUACAAUCGCCACAAUGCUCGGUAUCUCCGACGAACAGCUCGGUGACUACAUCAACAGAUGUCCAAAGGAGCAGCUCGUCAUCAUCGCCGGACAGAUCGCAGAAAUCAUCGGAAUGCUCAACAAGGUCGAGAAGAAGGCCAUCACAGACUUCCCAGUCGCAAUUCCAGACUACGAUCUCACAAUCCGUGCUCAGAACGAGACACCAUCCACACAUCAACUCGCCACAGCCGAGGCCAACCUCUUCGCAGCCAUCUUGAGAUUGCUCCCAUCCAUGUCCAUGGUCCCAGUUUCGGAGUGCAAGUCCAUCCUUGCCACAGAGACACAGUCCGCAGGUGUCAUCUUGACAAGGCUCCUCAACCACAAGGGUUCAUCAUACCCAGUCGAUGCUUCGACACUCCUCCAGGUCAUGCCACAGCUCUGCGCCGCCGCAAUCCGCGUUGUCUCAACACUUCCAGAGUCAGCCCGCAAACUCAUCGGCUGCACACCAACAGACCUCGCCAUCAUGUCAGCACGUGUCUCAACAACAGCUGCAUCACUCUCCGAUCCAAAGGCAUCUCAGGAGUGCUACACAGCCAUCGAGAAGUUGUUGACAGCCAUCAGAGCACUCAACGCCAUCUGCGCUGAGAGAGGCAUCGAACUCAAGUCAGUCGAUGCACUCGCCAACGUCAAGCGCUCCAUCGAUACAAAGGACAUCGAUGAGAUCACAAUGUCCCUCAUCGACACAAGAGCCCUCAACGCCGCCGCUGCUUCCUCCAACACCAAGGACGCCCCACUUGAUGCUGUCAAGCAGCAGCUCGCAGACGUCGAAGGACCAUCAUUCGAGCUCCAGGCAAAGCAGAGCCCAGUUUCCGCAGAGCUCGGCAAGAAGCUCGAAUCGAUCAAGCCGAAACUCAUCGAAGUCAUCACACGGUACUCCGAAGACCCACUCAAGGAGAUCGCCUCAAUCCAGAACAUCAGAACAGCCCGCGACUCUCUCUUGGACAAGCGCGCUAGAUUCCAGACAGGCGUCAACGGAUUCGUCCGCUCUGUCACACGCAAGGACCGCAAGCUCGUCAAGAACGCCAUCACAGACAUCCUCACAACAGUUUCUACUGGCGAGUCCAUGGCCGCAAGAUCUCUCUUGGUCACAAACGCCAACAACCCAGGCAACUACUCAGACUUAGUCGGAAAGUUCGCCAUGUCCGUCUCAUCGUUGAAGUCGAUCGACGAACUCGGUGGCGACUCAUCCACUAACCCAACAGCAGUCCGCAGAACAACACGUUCCCUCAACAGAAUGAUCGAUUCCCUCAUCGAUAUGCUCGAAGACGCAGAGACACCACAAUGGACAGAGAAGCCUAAGUCCGCCAUCGACUUGGCCAAGCUCGAAGUCCUCAAGGCACUCACAAGCACAAUCCAGGUUCUCAUGGGUGCUGUUGCAGCCCACAACAGUGCCAAGAUCCCAGAAACAUUCGCUGUUUCCCUCCAGAAGUGCAUGCCACAGCUCACACAGUCUCUCAACGACCUCGCAAAGAGAGCUGACGAGAUCGAGAAGCCGAACACAGACAAGAACGCUUACAUCGCAUUCAAAGGCGAUGUCGGCACAUUCACACACUCAAUCAACGACUUGACAAACAACUUGAACAACAUCUCCAUGUCUGGAUUGUUGUCCAAGUUGUUGGAAGUCGCUUCAUCAUCCAGAAACACAUUGACAUCUCUCAACAGAUUGACAGAUGUCGAAAUCGAAGAACCAGAUCUCGAAGCUGCCGAAAUGUUACCACAGCACUUCACAAUGCCUCCAGUUCCAUCCGACAUCAACGCCACACUUGCAGAGCAGGCCCAGCAGCUCACCAAGCUCGCCAACGCCGCAAUCGACCAGGAGAAGGCCUUCUUCACAGCUGCAGCAGCCAAGGACAACAAGAAGACAGCUACUGCAAUGGUCAACUACGCGAAGGCAAUGAAGGCUGCCGUCGAACAGAUUCUCCGCGCAUCUGCAACGACGACAACACUUUCCAACCAGAACAUGCUCACAACUGGCGCUUCCAACAUCGUCAACUCAUUCGAGUCACUCCUCACAGCCCUCAGGAACAGAUUCCUCCUCAGAGGCGACUGGGCCAACACUUCCGCAGAGGCCAAGCAGUCCCUCGAGAACGAGUUGUCCACAGCCAUCAAGGUAGUCAACGAGGCCGUCGAAAUCGCUCGUCGCGAAGAAGCAAUGAACGAUGCCGUCACAAAGCGCCUCCGUGCUGCCCUCAAGCCACUCCAGACAGCCGCUUCCAAGGUCGACUCCCAGCUCCAGGCCGCACAGGAGCGUCCAUCAUCAAUGUCCAGAGAAUGGGCCCUCCAGGUUCUUUCUCUCGGCUCAGCCCUCUCCAAGGCUACAAUCAAGAUUAUGCUCCACUCCAAGGAACACCCAUCAGCCAAUUCCAACAAGCACGCAGAUCUCGGCGAGAACGUCAUACGGCAGCUCGCUAAGAUCUCUGCUGACGUUGAGAAGAUCCUCGCCGGCGCAGACGAACCAGAAGGAAUCGUCAUCGGAAUCAUGGAUGCACUCGCAGGUGUUUGCCAGAACGUACAGAAGGGCUCCGGCAUUGAAGACCAGGCUCUUCUUGAAGCAUUCAACAUCGUCUUGAAGACAUCCAGGAACGUCAAGGCUACCGCCGAAGGUAUCCAGGAACAGAAGAAGGCUGCGAAGGCAAGAGCAGCUGCUGGUGGCGGUGUUACAUCUUCCGCAAAGAAACAAUCAAAGCCACAGCUUCUCAAGCGUUUGGACCUCGAAUCUCGCGUUAUCAGAGCCCGUACCAUUCUCGAGAGAUACGAGGCGCAGCUUAAUGAGCUUCAGUAA